UUCACAGACACCAAGAACAAACCUCACUUCCACCAAAAACAAUUACUUAAACCAACCAAAUCAAACUUUUUAUCGUACUUGUAUAUAUCCAAAAACCAAUCCUCAGCCAUCACCAAUCUCUUCCUCCUCCUUCCUUGUCUCUUUCCCUCUGAAAUUGUUAUGGAUAAUCCUUCAUCUCCACCCGAGUUAGAUUCCGAGAACCUCAAAGCCAUUAAAAUCCUGGGCGAAGGAGCCAUGGGCCGUGUCUUCCUCGUGCACCACACAUCUACCGAUCCCACUGCUCGUUCUCCGUUUGCCCUCAAGGUUGUCCAAAGGUCCCAACGUGAUGCUGACCGUCGAGCCCGUUGGGAAAUGGAGGUCUUGACCAGGCUUUCCUCUCCCGACCCUACUCUUCACCACCCGUUUCUCCCUCGUCUUUUGGGUCGCUUUGAAACUCCCGAGCUCAUCGCCUGGGCUGUCCCCUACUGCUCUGGCUCAGACCUCAACGUCCUUCGUCACCGUCAACACGACCGCGUUUUCUCUGCCGCUGUCAUCCAGUUUUACCUGGCUGAGAUCCUCGGCGCUCUCGGUCACUUGCAUUCCCUGGGCAUAGUUUACCGAGAUCUCAAGCCUGAAAACAUCCUCAUUCAACGCUCAGGUCACAUCACUUUAACGGAUUUCGACCUUUCUCGCUACUUAAAGAAGAAGCAACUAUCACAUACUGAAACUGUAUUACACGACAAAGAGGAUCCGAAUUCAUUGCCAGUCAUUCCGGUUCCACGUAAACAUCUCCGAAACUUCAUCCGAUGGGUCCCCGUCGUAGCUGAUGACAAACAUAGCAAAGCUUAUAAUAAGAAACCGAAACCAUCCCGAGUCAGCCCAGUUAGUCGGAGAAAGCUCAGUUUCUCAGACGGGGAACGCUCCAACUCUUUCGUGGGCACCGAGGAAUACGUCUCACCUGAAGUAGUACGCGGAGAAGGACAUGAAUUCGCCGUCGAUUGGUGGGCUCUCGGGAUCCUGACCUACGAGAUGCUCUACGGUACGACACCGUUCAAAGGCAAAACCCGCAAGGAGACGUUCCGAAACGUUUUGUACAAAGCGCCAGAGUUCAUGGGACCACGAAACGAUCUGACUGAUUUGAUCGGACGGUUAUUAGAGAAGGAUCCCAAAAAAAGACUCGGAUAUCAGAGAGGCGCGUGCGAUAUCAAGGAGCACACGUUCUUUAAAGGCGUCAGAUGGGACCUCUUAACGGAGGUGUCGCGGCCGCCGUUUAUUCCGUCAACUGAUGAGGGCGACUCGACGGAGAAAGUAAUUCCAGGACAAAUAGAUAUAAUGGAAUAUUACGAGAGUUUGAAGACUCCGUUACCUAUUCAACAGUCACCGUCGCCGUCACCUUCUUCAUCGGAGCAUAGACGAAACGAUUCUUUCAGGGAGUACUAACGCACGUGUAAGGGUCAGUUAGGUAAAUUACUUUUAAUUUUUUUCGCUUUAUAGGAUUAGUGUACAUAAAGUAAGGGCGGCAACGUGAAAAAUGGCGGGGAUUAGUGGUAUAAAGCAGUAAUAAAUUUGAAGUGUGAUAUA
This is a messenger RNA of Hibiscus syriacus, 1560 nucleotides long. RefSeq names its product serine/threonine-protein kinase UCNL-like. NCBI's taxonomy places the organism in Eukaryota, Viridiplantae, Streptophyta, Magnoliopsida, Malvales, Malvaceae. Gene Ontology annotation, cellular component: nucleus; plasma membrane; cytoplasm. The transcript has a single exon. Gene Ontology annotation, biological process: protein phosphorylation. Gene Ontology annotation, molecular function: ATP binding; protein serine/threonine kinase activity. The record is from RefSeq and is a predicted model, not a curated record. Bases 160 to 1419 code for a protein of 419 amino acids.